AAGCAACAAGCCGUCAUGUUGUCUGACACCUGACUUUUUAGUUGCAUACACAAAUUUAUUUAAUUCGACGUUUUGUAAUCAAAAACGUUUACAAUAACGCUUGUAAGCAAUAGGCGAAUAAAUUGAGUUUACAACAGUGUAUUGUAAUAUGAUGGCCAUUGUGUACGAACGCUUUAAUACGCGUCUAUACUUGGAGUGAGGUGUCACGUCUAAUCGGGGCUUCUCUAGCAGCCGACUCCAUGAAUAAUAACAGGAUAAUAUGUUAACAUGGCUGUGCAAUCAGACUCUGGAGGGAAGGACGACGUGAAGACCCAGUUCGUGACACGAGAAGGCACAUAUCGCUUAAUGACCCUAUCGGAGUAUUCCAGGCCUAAUCGUGUUGGUUAUACGAGUGGCUCCGGGUCUUCCCAUGUGCGCGUGUCUCUGGUCAGCCUUCCACCGGGCCCUGGGGGCGGAGCGCCUGGCUCUGAUGGACAAGGAUCCGACGAUAGGAUAUGCUUCAACCAUGGCAAAGAACUUUAUGUUUAUGUGUACAGAGGUGUCAAAAAGGGCAUGUCACUAUAUUACACACUUCCUCGGCAGGCGGCAGAUCUCACAAAGCCAGUUGACAAGAAGAUGUACAAAGGGACAAACCCAACCUGCCAUGACUUUAACACGGUCACAAUGACACCGGACAGUGUGUCCUUAGUUAUAGGAUUUUCUACCGGCCAAAUACAACUCAUAGACCCUAUUAAGAAAGAAUUAAGUAAAUUGUACAAUGAAGAGAGACUGAUUGACAAAACGAGAGUGACCUGCAUAAAGUGGGUGCCUGGCUCGAGCAACCUGUUCAUAACGGCGCACGCGUCGGGCCAGCUGUACGUGUACAACGAGGAGCUGACGUGCGGGACCACGGCGCCGCACUACCAGCUGUUCAAGCAAGGCGACGGCUACUCCAUCCACACCUGCCGCACCAAGUCCACUCGCAACCCGCUCUACAGGUGGCUCAUUGGCGCCGAGGGCAGCUGUAUUAACGAAUUCGCAUUCUCGCCUUGUGGCACCAAUCUUGCAGUGGUCUCACAAGAUGGAUUCCUCCGAGUUUUCCAUUACGAUACAAUGGAACUCAUCGGAAGAGCGAGAUCAUAUUUCGGCGGCUUUCUGUGUGUCUGCUGGUCUCCUGACGGCAAGUACGUCGUAGUCGGCGGAGAAGACGACCUGGUCACUGUGUGGUCGUUCAGCGAGAGGAGAGUGGUGGCGCGCGGGCAGGGGCACAGGUCGUGGGUGUCUGUAGUCGCAUUCGACCCCUACGUCGUCAGCUUCAGCGAGCCGGAGAGCGAGGAGGGCGUCGAGGACGAUAGACAGAAAAGUGAAAGUGUGCAGUGUUAUAGGUUAGGCAGUGUAUCUCAGGACACACAGUUGUGCUUGUGGGAUCUCACCGAGGACGUGCUGAAGCCGCCAGUCAGGGCGCGAGCUUCCGCGCAUCUCUCACCCAAUAGUCAAACAUUCUCCCCUAACGGGGUCCCUGGCAUGAAGGCACCCGCGCCGAAAGGAGCCAAAACUAAUAAGAUAGGACACAAACACGCCGAGCUCAGUGGGUCGAACGCGGCGGGCGAACCGUCUGGGACGAAGCAAACGAAAGCGAAAGUAAACAACGUGUCGACCCUCAACAUUAGUGUCGGGAAAGCGAAAGAGGAAACUUCGGGCUCGCUCGGAGUGAACUCGCUGACGCAGCGGUUGGCCGGGUUCUCUUUCGGCGAGCGUCGGUCGGAGCAUCGCCGGAACUUUAGUCUGACGUCGAAGCCGGCGGAGCAGAAGUCGUCGGCGUCGAACAGCGUCGCGCUGCGGGGGAAGUCUGCGGGCGCGUCGACGAGCGAGUCGUACGACCCGCUGAAGCUGAUCGGCACGGCGUCGUGCCCGCGGUUCGACGAGUGCCCGGUGCUGGAGCCGCUGGUGUGCAAGAAGGUGGCGCACGAGCGGCUCACGGCGCUGCUGUUCCGCGCCGAGUACUUGCUCACCGCCUGCGCCGACGGCUGCGUCAAUACCUGGGCGCGGCCCGCGCGCGCGCUCAACGGGGACGCGCGCCCCGCGCGCCGCCUCGACCGCAUCGACCUCGUCGACUAGUCCCCCCCCCCACGUCGACCCGCUCUUACUCUACUCCAACGUUUCCGACGCUCACACUCCGACACUCCAGUCGCGACAGUUUCUUGGCCAGACUAAAAAUUAACAGUAAAUUAAUUAGUACAAUAUAGAAGAAAAUAUAUUUCCUUACUUUAGCAGCACCGAAGGUUGUAUGUAGCCGUUAUUUGAACGAAAUACCCUGUUUCGUUGCGUUCUAUGAAAUAACACUAAAGGUAUAGAUAAUGAAGUGUAGCAGUAUCGUUAUGUCCAGGUAUACAGCCGUUGAAACGUUGGUUGUUCGAUAAUACUCGUGGUUGUCUGCAGCGGUCGCUGGUACAUAGCUGUUAAAGUUCGUGGUGAGUGGUGUGCGUGUGCUAUUAUUCCAUGUUAGACACAUUGUUGGUUCAUGAUGCGUGUGAGUGUAUUAUGUCGUGUCCUGGAGCUCUCCUGUGUAUGCCAAUAUCAUUAAGAUUAUAUAUGUAUUUAUAAAUUCCUGGAUCGCGGCCAAAAUGUUAGGCUUAGAAAAGUUUUAAAAUGUUUGCACUGAUUUUGAAAUUUACACUUUCUGGUUUUGGAUGUUUUAUAUCGCUUCGCGGAUCUGGGAAUAGCAACUUUAUAUAAACUUUAAUAAGAUAUAUGUUUUCUUCAGCACGCAAAGUUAUUGUGCACUUUGAUGAGCCUGCGAAUAAUUGUAUUUUUUGUAGAAACUGUUAGGUGUAUCAGUUGUAUGCUUUCCUCGAACGCAGCCCUUGCUCUAGGGUGAAGUUGCACGACACAUUACCGACACACAAGUAACGGUGACUAAAUUGUGAUACUCUUACUCUAUUAAAUCGGUGGUAUUCUGUCCUCUUAAUGUAAUGGUACUAAGUGGGGGAACAUCAGGGUUUUGAAACUAUUGGGAUGAAGAUCUUGAUAUAUGAAUAUAGUAAAAUAUAUCUUUAGUUUUC
Molecule: messenger RNA, 3041 nt
Organism: Spodoptera exigua (beet armyworm)
Lineage: Eukaryota; Metazoa; Arthropoda; Insecta; Lepidoptera; Noctuidae
Source: the annotation of a GenBank genome assembly